Psammomys obesus (fat sand rat) is the source of this 1491-nucleotide messenger RNA. It is a transcript of the gene Enpp7, whose product is annotated as ectonucleotide pyrophosphatase/phosphodiesterase 7. NCBI's taxonomy places the organism in Eukaryota, Metazoa, Chordata, Mammalia, Rodentia, Muridae. The coding region runs from base 43 to 1362 and encodes 439 amino acids. The record is from RefSeq and is a predicted model, not a curated record. The transcript has 5 exons.
CUGGCCUGAGCUGCCCAUGCACCUUUCAUCUGAGAGCCAACCAUGGGACGCCCAGCUGUCCUCCUCACGGUGGCUCUGGCCAUCCUCCCCACGUGUGGGACUGGGGCCCCUGUCCAACGGCAGCGUAAGUUACUCCUGGUCUCCUUCGAUGGCUUCCGCUGGAACUAUGACCAAGAUGUGGACACCCCCCACCUGGACACGAUGGCUCGAGAAGGAGUGAAAGCUCGGUACAUGACUCCUGCCUUCGUCACCAUGACUAGCCCCUGCCACUUUACCCUGGUCACUGGCAAAUACAUCGAGAACCAUGGAGUGGUUCACAACAUGUUCUAUAACACCACCAGCAAGGUGAGGCUGCCCUACCACGCCACACUCGGCAUCCAGAGGUGGUGGGACAACGGCAGUGUGCCCAUCUGGAUCACAGCCCAGAGGCAGGGCUUAAAAACCGGCUCCUUCUUCUACCCCGGUGGGAACGUCACCUACCAGGGAGAGGCCGUGACCAUGAGCUGGAAGGAAGGCAUCUUGCACAAUUACAAGGAUGAGAAGGAGUGGCGGGAAAACGUGGACACGGUGAUGAAGUGGUUCACGGAGGAGGACUUGGCCCUGGUCACGCUCUACUUCGGGGAACCAGACUCCACGGGCCACAGGUUCGGCCCCGAGUCCCAGGAGAGGAGGGACAUGGUGAAACAGGUGGACAGGACUGUGGGCUACCUCCGGGACAGCAUCCGGCGCCACCAGCUCACGGACAGCCUCGACCUGAUCGUGACGUCGGACCACGGCAUGACGACAGUCCACAAGAAGGCCAGUGACCUCGUGGAGUUCCACAGGUUCCCCAACUUCACCUUCCAGGACAUCGAGUUCGAGCUCUUGGACUACGGGCCCAAUGGGAUGCUGAUCCCCAAGGAAGGGAAGCUGGAGAAGGUGUAUGCAGUCCUCAAGGACGCCCACCCCAGGCUGCACGUGUUCAAGAAGGAGGACUUCCCGAAGAGCUUGCACUACGCCGCUCACCCCAGGAUCACGUCCCUGCUCAUGUACAGUGACCUGGGCUACGUCAUCCAUGGGAGGGUGAGCGUCCAGUUCAACAACGGUGAACACGGCUUCGACAACCGAGACAUGGACAUGAAGACCAUCUUCCGGGCUGUGGGCCCCAGCUUCAAGGCGGGCUUGGAGGUGGAGCCCUUUGAGAGUGUCCACGUGUACGAGCUCAUGUGCCAGCUGCUGGGCAUUGUGCCUGAGCCCAACGAUGGGCACCCGGCCACCCUGCGACCCAUGCUCCGGUCAGGGUCUGCUCCCCACCUCGGCAGAGGGACCCCCUUGACGAUGGCGUUCCUGGGGAUCCUAAUGGUUCUGGCCAAGGUCACGUAACACUAGGCCACUCAGCCAGUUCAGCGAGUGUGACAAUCCAGGCCCGGCUGCGGUUCUGGGGUGGAGGCUCCAGCCACAUGCAUGGGGUCCUGGGCUCAUCCUCAGAAUCAGAAAAAAAAGAAAAAGAAA